ACCGAUGUUUUAAAGCUAAUAAUAGCUUCUGGAACACUUCACCAACAUCGUCAUCGUCCCAUAAAGGAAAAAAAGAGAAAGUGCCUACUAAAGAUGGCAAUGGGUGGUCAGCGGUCGGUCAAUAA
Molecule: messenger RNA, 125 nt
Organism: Funneliformis mosseae
Lineage: Eukaryota; Fungi; Glomeromycota; Glomeromycetes; Glomerales; Glomeraceae
Source: the annotation of a GenBank genome assembly